Molecule: messenger RNA, 1244 nt
Organism: Acanthopagrus latus (yellowfin seabream)
Lineage: Eukaryota; Metazoa; Chordata; Actinopteri; Spariformes; Sparidae
Product: spindlin-1-like
Exons: 8
Coding region: 316-1092 (258 amino acids)
Biological process (GO): gamete generation
Source: RefSeq, a predicted model, not a curated record
CUUUACUUUCCGUGGUGAGAUGGCCGUGGAGUCUAUGCAGGUUCCUGUGAAGUCGAAACGGGCGCUGUGGACAGAAAGCAGGAGGCGAGAAAACCCGCUGCAGCCCGCUUUGACCUCCGUUUUUAAAAAAUAAUAACGGUUUGAUCCUGAUUUGGCUUUAAAGAUGAGCAACCCUGGAUCUUGAAUACCCACAUCUCACCAACACUCCUGAGUACUGCAGACUAGGAAUUCAUGUGGUCUCUGUUUAAGCCCUGGACAGGUCUGUGUUGUAGCCUUGUGACUGGGCAGCUUGGCUGCCUCCCUGCCUCCAGAUGAAUGAAGAGCACUCCGGGACACAGAGACACAGCUGAUGCAGGGAAUGCAGGUGUUUCUGCAAAUAUGAUGAAGAAAAAGAAUCCCCAUAAAAAACACAAAAGCAGUCUAGGUCCGCCCACCAAAGUCCUGUCACAGCCACGACGCGACAUUGUCGGCUGCAGGAUCCAACAUGUCUGGAAGGAAGGAGGAGGACAUGUUGUGUGGAAAGGAACAGUGCUCGACCAGGUGCCAGUGAACCCGUCUCUCUAUCUGAUAAAGUACGAUGGUUUCGACUGUGUUUAUGGUCUGGAGCUUCAUAAAGAUGAGAGGGUUCAAGGGCUGGAGGUGCUCCCUGACAGACUGGCUAAAUCUCGGCUCACAGACGUCAACCUAGCAGACACUAUGAUAGGUAAAGCAGUGGAGCACAUGUUUGAGACGGAGGAGGGUCCAAAGGAGGAGUGGAGGGGGAUGGUGCUGGCCCGGGCUCCUAUCAUGACCACCUGGUUCUACAUAACCUAUGAGAAAGACCCUGUCCUCUAUAUGUACCAGCUGCUGGACGACUACAAAGAGGGAGACCUCCGCAUUAUGCCCGACUCCAAUGACAGUGUUCCAGCAGAGAGGGAACCUGGCGAGGUGGUGGACAGCCUUGUGGGCAAACAAGUCGAGUACGCUAAAGAGGAUGGCGGCAAACGAACAGGAAUGGUCAUCCAUCAGGUGGAGGCCAAGCCCUCCGUCUACUUCAUCAAAUUUGACGACGACUUUCUCAUUUAUGUCUACGACCUGGUCAAAACUUCAUAAGACUUUGUGGACGUCCUGAGCCCCUCCAACAUGUCGGGGGGGGGAAAUGCAGCACAUGUUCAGACAUCUGAAGCAUUUGAUCGAGCGCUUGUUCCUCUGAUCAUCAAAGACAGGAUUAAAGACUUUUUAAAUAAUUCCGGAUUAAAGUGAAA